This is a messenger RNA of Puccinia graminis f. sp. tritici CRL 75-36-700-3, 492 nucleotides long. RefSeq lists its product as uncharacterized. The record is from RefSeq and is a predicted model, not a curated record. Bases 130 to 492 code for a protein of 120 amino acids. The transcript has a single exon. NCBI's taxonomy places the organism in Eukaryota, Fungi, Basidiomycota, Pucciniomycetes, Pucciniales, Pucciniaceae.
ACAUCCCACAAAAGAUUAUGUAUAGGUGACGGUUGCCCACAAUUGACAUCUUCCUAUUGGCCGGGUUGGCAGCUAUUGAGCAAGUCUGACGAUUUUCCCGUUUCACUUGAUUUUCUGAGAGUCAGUGGAAUGGAGAGGCUGGUCGCUGGAAAAACUCAGCCAGCCUGUCCAUCGUAUCUGUCUUUUCAUGUUCGUCGCCGACUCGCCGUCAAGCGAUUGGACCUCCCGUCCCGACAAGUUACAGGAUGUACUGGCAGUGGUCGCGGAAACAUCGAAGCUCCACAGUCUCACAACUCGACAGUUUUCAAGUACUCCAAGUUGUGGGGCCCGUCAUCGCCGCGAGAAAAGGAGACUUAUGACGAGGAGGACAGUUGUAUGAUGGGGUACCUCGUAAGGGAUCAGGGUUUCUUAUCGCAAACCCGGAGUUCAUGUCACCAAAGUGCCGAGCGGACCCGCCAAAAUCAUGCUGGUCCAUAUUCUUUCGUUGGGUGA